Molecule: messenger RNA, 1651 nt
Organism: Notechis scutatus (mainland tiger snake)
Lineage: Eukaryota; Metazoa; Chordata; Lepidosauria; Squamata; Elapidae
Gene: COPS7A
Product: COP9 signalosome subunit 7A
Biological process (GO): COP9 signalosome assembly
Cellular component (GO): COP9 signalosome
Source: RefSeq, a predicted model, not a curated record
CGUGCGCUUCUCUCCUCUUCCCCUGCCGCAGCUUCUUUGCCUUCCUUUUCUCCCCUUGUGUUGUCUUCUGUGCGUAAAACGCUUCGUCGCUCUCCGUGUACCUCCUCUUUCCUGGCCCGAGUCCGGGCCCUGCUCACGCUGACCGUUUGGCAGAAUUACACUUGCUUACACUCAUGCACAGCCUUGAGUCAGCACGUGUGUGCCCAGAGACAGUCGUCUGAACGAGGGUGGUGGGGGCUGCAAGUCCUGAACCAUUCUGAUUGCCUAGCCCAAUGGCAGCCGAAGUGAAGGUGUCUGGGCAGAAUCAGGAGCAGUUUCUACUGCUGGCACGAUCUGCCCGCGGAGCUGCUCUGGCCAGCCUCAUUCAUCAAGUGCUGGAAGCCCCUGGUAUUUAUGUUUUUGGAGAGCUUCUUGAUAUGCCAAAUGUACAAGAGCUAGCUGAAAGUGAGUUCUCACCUGUUUUCCGCCUGCUUACAGUCUUUGCAUAUGGGACGUAUUCAGAUUACCUGGCUGAAGCUGGGAAUCUGCCUCCCUUGACAGAAGCUCAGAAGAACAAACUGCGCCACCUGUCCGUAGUCACUUUGGCUUCUAAGCUGAAGUGCAUCCCCUAUUCUGUACUGUUGGAGCAGCUCCAACUGAAGAAUGUGCGGCAACUGGAGGAUUUGGUGAUUGAGGCGGUGUAUGCCGAUGUUCUCCGAGGGAGCCUGGACCAGCGCAACCAGCGGUUAGAGGUGGACUAUAGCAUUGGCCGGGACAUCCGCAGAGAGGAACUCAGUAUCAUUACACGCACGCUCCAAGAAUGGUGCCAGGGCUGCGAAGUUGUCCUUUCAAGCAUUGAAGAACAAGUUAGCCGAGCCAAUCAACACAAAGAGCAGCAGUUGGUCCUGAAGCAGCAGAUUGAGAGUGAGGUGGCAAAUCUGAAGAAGACAAUUAAGGUAACCACAGCAGCUGCAGCUGCGGCAACCUCCCAAGACCCCGAGCAGCACUUGUCAGAACUCCGGGAGCCUGCACCGGGUACCAACCAGCGCCAGGCUAGCAAGAAGGCCUCCAAGGGCAAAGGGCUCCGGGGCAGUGCAAAGAUCUGGUCUAAAUCAAACUGACAGAACUGCUGGCUGGGGAGUUGAAACAGGUGUCCCACAUCUGGUGCUUUCUUCUUCAAUCCAGAUGUAUUUCUGUGCAACCUUGUCCCUGUGUAAAUGAUUCUGCCUUCCCAUUAUCUUCUUUUUGUGUUUCUUACAGCUGCUUUCCCCUGCUCCUCUCUGGUAAUCUUGUUUGUACCUUCUCUAUUUUGAGUGCUGCUUCUCUCCCCCCCUCUCUCUCCCUCCCUCCCUCCCCCUCCCCCUCUCUCUUUCCUUACUUUUGUUUUCUUGAAUGCAUUUUUAAGGAGCCAUGAAAUGGCUGGUGUUAAAAUUACAUUUGCACCAACAGGAUUGUUGUGGUAGCCUGUGUGGAGACAAAUCUGGCAUCAAAUGGCCGCUUAAAUUUUCUGAGGAGAUCCUGGGACAUUUGCUGUGGGGCAUAUAGUUUGACAUCUCAGUUUCCUGCUUUACUGGGAUCUGUGAAAGGGAGGAGUGUUUGUGUGAGUGUUUGAGUGGAUUGUUUUUAAAAAUAGUAUAAAUAUAUAAAGCAAAUAAAAAAGUACAGACCUAUU